AUUGUUACUUUUUACGCGUUCACAAACGAAGAAAUACCGCGUUCCAUUUCAAUAUUGUUUUCUUAUCUACUAUUGAUAAAAUGACGAGCGAUAACAAUUGCCGAAUCGCAUCGCUCACCGCGUUAAAUAGAAGACCGCAUACCAGUAUUAAAAGUAUAGUUUGACGGUGAGCACAUUCCAUGGUUGGCACAUAUGUGUAGUAAAUGCACAUCAAAAAGGGAAUAAAAAUUCGAACAACCUACAUUUAUCGAGAAUAUUUGUUUAGUAAACACACGGAUUUGUUUGGAUUGACGGAGUCGCAUGUGCAAUUGAUUCGUUCCAUCUGUAAGAGAUUAUAAUGUCGAGGCAGCAAUUUUCAAUGAGACAGCGACCAAACAAUUGACCGAUGCAUACAAACAAGCAGCGUAUUUUUUCUUAUUGACAUUUUUACUUUGCGCAAUAACGAAAACAAAAAAAGUGGCUGAAUAUUUAUUUUUCUAUGUGUAACGGCAUUUGUAUUUGUAAAUUAGAUAAGAAGACUUGUUCACAUCGUACAAUCAUCGCUCGUGUGUUCAGACUUCAGAUGAUUUUUGAACAUACGCUUCGCAUUUUCGGUUUUUGUUUGUCGAUUUUUGUUCUGUUUCGCAUUACCGUACAGCAACCAGCACGCGUCAAAUGACAAACUUGGUAUUUUGCGUUUUGGAAAUUAUUAAUAAGAGAUAAUUUGUGUGCUACAUUUAGUGCGUUAACAAAAUCAUCGUUUUUUUUUUGUAUAUUUCGAAUGGUUAAAAACUAUUGAUAUGUACCCGAAAAAGUGGGUCAGGUGUACACAGUUCAAAUAAUGACCGAAAAUAGUGUAAUUUACGUAAGAAUUUGAAUGGAACAAGUAUUUCGUCAUCAAUAUGGUUUCAAAACAAAUGAGAAUCUUGACGUGGAUUUUUAUAUUUACCACCAAUUUUCUAAUCGUGUAUUGCGAUGAAAUUUUAAUAAAAGAUUAUAAGGAAUUAAAAUGUACGUAUGAUCCUGAAACCGGCGAUCAAGUAUGCGACUGUAAAAAUCGCAAAAGGAAUUUUAUUCUGCCAUUGCUUGAGGGAACCCUGAAAAAUGUGAUUGUCAAAAAUUGCAAGGAAGUUAAGGUGCUUCAGGAGACGUUUCAAAAUGUAGACUACAUUGAACACAUACAAUUUGACAAGAUCAAAGAGUUAAGCUUAGAAAAUUAUUCAUUGCAAUUCAAACAACGAUUGCCAAUUCCCAAAAUAAAGUUGAUAUUCAACGAUGUACGCUUCUCAGAAAUUCUACCCCACUCAAUAAGCGGCUGUAUUGAUAGUAUUUCAUUCAAUAAUAGUCAUAUUGAAAAGUUAAGUGCCUAUGCGAUAAAUAGCGUGUGUCAAACCGUGUACAAACUUUCAAUUGAAAACACGAAAAUCGAUUGGGUUGACAGUCAAGCGCUUAAAAAAUUGAGUAUCGAACAUUUUAUUAUGCAAAACACCACAUUUUCGCACGAUCUACCGUCUAGAACAUUUAGCGCUUUAAUAAUUAAGAAUGUAAUGUCAAUUACAAACUGUACAUUUGCUGGGAUUAGUACGCGUACGAUAGAAUUGGAUGAUGGAAACGAUUUUAUUUUUUCCAAUAAUAAAGUUGAUCGUCUUGAUGGCGAAGCAUUUCGAAUGAAUGCCAAUGGGCGGAUUAUAUUUGAACGAAAUAAUUUUUCACAAAUUAGCCACUCAGCACUUUCGGCCAUAAAUUUGGGUGAGAAUGCAAAACAUCACCAAAAUGAAAUUCAAUUUUUAGCAAAUGAAAUAAAGGCCACUGAUUUUCCAAUUCGACUUGACGUUGCGCGUGACUUCAAUCUGCGAAUUUUGGAUUUGAAAUUCUCAACGCCAAUAAAUUGCGAUAAGGCGAAGGAAUUUAGGCGAAAUGCUUUCUUACAAAAGUACACAGAAACGGUGUAUUUUCGCAUUGCAGAAUCAACAGAUGAUGACUACAGUUCAUUGUCAGCUAUAAUGUCAAACAGAUGCACCAUUAGAACGUACUUCAUUGCACUUAUAUGGACGGGCAUAGUUUUCAUUGUUAUUUUAUCGAUUAUUGCCACCGCAUUUUUCUAUCGAUUUUGGAUGAAACGUCGACCAAAUCGACAAAUAAGUAUGGUCAUUCCAGAUGGUAAGACAUAUUGUGAGACCCAAAUUAUGAUACAGAUUGAAAACGCCGGCCUACUCAAAACCAAUUUAUGAAACUUCGUUUGGAUAUUAUUUAUUUUUCUUUCAAAUUUAGCCAAUUUAAGAUAAUCUAUUUUUAUGUUAGCAUAUGUUUUUUCAAACGAUACUUUAAAUAAGAAAUAAGAAUUCUAAAAUAAAUUUUCGAUUUAAAAGUAAGAA
Molecule: messenger RNA, 2354 nt
Organism: Contarinia nasturtii (swede midge)
Lineage: Eukaryota; Metazoa; Arthropoda; Insecta; Diptera; Cecidomyiidae
Exons: 6
Coding region: 882-2210 (442 amino acids)
Source: RefSeq, a predicted model, not a curated record